This is a messenger RNA of Monosiga brevicollis MX1, 2214 nucleotides long. RefSeq lists its product as uncharacterized. The annotation marks the transcript as partial. Gene Ontology annotation, cellular component: endosome membrane. The record is from RefSeq and is a predicted model, not a curated record. Gene Ontology annotation, molecular function: kinesin binding. Gene Ontology annotation, biological process: positive regulation of membrane tubulation; lysosome localization; Golgi organization. The transcript has 12 exons. Lineage: Eukaryota; Choanoflagellata; Craspedida; Salpingoecidae.
AUGGCGCUGGAGGUGUUGGUGCAGGAUAUCUCCCAGAGUAUCAAGGAGCUCCAGGCAGCCUUUCUGGCAAAUGGUGGAGCUACGGCCAUCAACGAGUCGCAGACGGCCGUGCUCGCCCUGCUAGCUCGUCUUGAUUCGCUCUUCAUGCACGGACUGGAUAAGCGAUUCGCCAACAAGGAGUGUUAUUGGGAUUACGUGCAGCGCUUUUGCCGCAAAGAUGUCGUGCGUGAGAUCAAUCGGCUCAAGCUGGUUCGGACAGGUCGCGGCCGGUCACGAGCCUUUCUCAGACACGCUUUGAAUGAAUACUCCAUGGAGGCCUAUCUGAACAUGGUUGUCGAGGACGUGGUGUACAAGGGGCGAUACUACGCGGCCGAAGCCCACCUCUUCAACCGCGAGGGCAUUGAGCUGCUGAGCAUGAUCCUGUCCGGGCUUGAGACGCUGGCCUUCGAUCUCAACCUGGAUUCCUCAAGCCUGGAUCCCGUCAAAGCGGGGGGUGGCAUAGUCGCCACUGCCGAUGCCUUGCCCAGUGCCGCCACUUCCACGCGCUCGCGCACCAACUCUGGUGCCAACGGCUCGCCUGCCCAGGCUUCGUCUGAAGCCGUACCCUCACCCGAUCCCAUCGAGCCUCCCAGCCCCGCCCGGAGCCUAGCAACGCCACUUGCCACCGUGGGAGCGAGCGGUGUCGUUUCUGAGGUCACGUCUUUACCAGCCACCCUGGAAGCAACUGAACCCGACCAAUCGCAGCCACACAAUUUGCAGCGGGCUAUUACUCCACCCACAACUAUGACCACCGGGCCUCUUAUUUCCACCUCCGCUCUGGAAGAUACUGGGCCCAAAGGCGCUCAACCACGGCCAUCGCCGCCAGCCCCAAUUGCCUCUGAAUUGGCUGAAGAGGAAGUGCAUAGCGAGCCAAAUGUGGCUGAUGACGACAGAACCAGCCUCAGGCCCGACACGCUCACAGCUCGUCAUGCUCGCGCCGAGGACACUGCACACACGGUGGCGCCCACUAGCAACGAAAGUGCGCUUGUGAGCGAUGCAGUGACAGCGGCCAGUGCACCUACCAUACCAAACACCGUUGCUAGCUCCAUUGCUGAACAACCCUCAGAUCUGGUCGAAGAUGGGGAGAGCUGGGUCGACCGACGGGCGGCAGAGUACGAGUUGCGACGAGAGGCAGCUCCUGCAGCCAUGGGUACGGCCCAGCAUGACAGCAAUGACGACAAGCCAGACGCCUUUGAGCAAAAGAUCGAGGCCAUGCUUGCGUCCCCAGUCCGCAAGAUCGAGUCGUCAACUUUUGCAGAGAUGCCCAUCAGCCCCGAGGUGUCCGAAAACGCGACUGGAGCCUUGCCUUUGGAGGCCGACGCCCAAGCCAACACAACUGACACUGAGGAACUGAGUGCGACGGGUGAUACCUCGCCCUUGCCCUCGCCCUCGCCGUCGCCAGCGGUACAAGCAACUGCGACGGCGUCCGACUCUACCAAUAGCUUGCCGCUCCUGAGCAUUGAAGCGCUGCAAGGCUCCUUGGCUGGCACGCAUGCGGUUAAUUCGGUGGCGGAAUCGGACGAUCAGAGCUUCUAUGCCUCCCUUAUGCUCGAACUGCUGCACCCACCGGACAACGACAUUAUUGAUAUCUUUCACGUGCGCACCUAUGAUGGACCACGCGAGCGACACGCCCGACUCAUCAUCACGCCCCACAAGGUUUUCGUGGCACGAAAAAGCGUCAUGACUACGCAGACCGUGUUUGAGCUGGAGAUUGCCUUGGAUCUGCUUCGGCUGAUUGAUGUCUGUCUCAACGGCUUGGGCCUGGAGUUGCAUUACCAGUACUCCAACCGGCAGAUACGACGCUUUGCGGCCUUUACUGGCGAUAAGCAAUGCACCCAAGCCAUCAUCCAAGCCAUCAUGCGCGCGUGCGAACAGAGCAAUGUGCUGGAGGCCAAUUUUGGAACUUGCAAACAUCAAGCGUUAGCCUACUAUGCCAUGCCUGCUCGUGCUUGUGGCAUGCUCAAAGCCAGCGAAAGUGAGCACAACGCCGGAGGCGAGAGCGCGAUGCUGUGGCUUGUGUUGGAUGUGUCGAUGCAAAUGCUAAUGGCCUGUCGGGUGGGCUCAGUUGUCUUGCAGGGCCGCAUCGUAUGCAAGCGGGAGAACCUGAUCACGACUGAGUGGAAGCCUUACCUGUUGGCGCUUCGGGGUGACGCGUUGGAACAAAUGUCGUUCAAG